GACGAGAAACCUUGCUAGGUUAGUCAGCUGUAAAGAAUGAGAUUGAGAAUUUGAGCACUCCCAACCAAAGCCGAACAAGAUAGUCGUCUAAGCUCUCAGAGCACAAAAGACCACGUCCUUAAAACCCCUGAUUUUAAAAACCUACACCUCCCUCCAAAACCUGAAAAAAUGCCGCUCCCUAAACUUCACUUCUCCUCUCGCUCUUUCUCCACUUCCCUAGUCGACCCUGCCUUCCUUCUCCGCCUCUCCACAGUCCUCUACCAACAACAAACCUCCCCACUUCCCAAACUCCAAACUCACCUUCAGAAACUCAACUUCAGCCCAACCCACGAGCUCUUCCUCCAGCUUUGCAACAACUUCCCCUUCUCAUGGCGCCCCGUCCACAACUUUCUCCUCCACUCCAAGCUCACCCACAACUUCACCCACUCCCUCAUCACCGCCAACAAAGCCCUUGACGUCUUCGGCAAAUCCCGGAACAUUGACCUUCUCCAUAGUUUCCUCCUUGAAAUGUCUCAAACAGGACUCAUCACCAAAAGAUCUCUCGAGAUCGCAGCGACCCAUCUCGCUGGAGCUCGAGAGAUCAAGAAGUGCGUUGAGAUUUUUGAACUCGAUGAUGGGUUUAAGAAUGUGGAGGUGUUGAAUAGGGUUGUGCGCACCCUAUGUGCUCGACGGUACGUCGAUGUUGCAAAAUCGGUUGUUAUGAAGAUCAAAGAUUUGAUUCCACCUGAUGAGGCUACUUACGGGUUUUUGAUUGUUGGGUUUUGUCGAGCUGGCGAUUUGGUGGAGGCCGCCAAGAUAUGGAACCGGGUGCUCGAUUCGGGGCUUGAGCCAGAUGUCAGCGCAUACGAAGAGAUAGUCGAGACUUUAUUUAAGAACAAUCGGUUUGAAGAUGCUAUGAUUAUGUUCAAAAGACUACAACAAAGAAAGUUCUGUAAUCUUGGUUCGGCCUCCUACUGUAUUGUGAUCGAUUGGGUGUGCAAAGAAGGAAAAAUCACUUACGCAUUCAUGGUGUUAGCUGAAAUGCUAAAGAGAGGCAUCGAAGUUGAUAAGUCUGCUCUUGGAGACUUAAUCUAUGGGCUUUUGGUUAGAAAGAGAGUUAGAGAGGGGUACCGAAUUUUCCAAGGGGUAGAAGAGCCUGAUAUUAACAUGCACCAUGGUCUGAUGAAGGGAUUGUUGAGGCUUAGAAGGGCAAGGGAAGCAACCCAAGUGUUGAGGGAGAUGGUAAAGAGAGGGUGUGAGCCUAAUAUGCACACAUACAUUAUGUUGUUGCAGGGGCAUUUAGGAAAGAGGGGGAGGAAAGGGAGGGACCCAAUGGUGAAUUUUGAGAGCAUAUUUGUUGGGGGUUUGGUGAAGGCAGGGAGGACAUUGGAGGCAACCAAGUAUGUAGAGAGGAUGAUGAAGGUUAAGGGGGUGGAGGUGCCAAGAUUUGAUUAUAAUAAGUUCAUGUAUUGGUUUUCAAAUGAGGAAGGGUUGGUGAUGUUUGAGGAGGUAGGGAUGAGGUUGAAGGAGGUGGGAUUGGUGGAUGUUGGGGACGUGUUGUUGGUGUAUGGACAGAGGAUGGCUACAAGGGAUAGGAGGAGGAAAGCAAGGGUGGCUGCUUGUAUGGAAACUGUGGAGUAGAUAUUGUGAUUGGUGAUUCUUUGGGAGUUCAUAAAUUUUGUAAAGAAUAGGAAUGUCUAUUCAUAGAAAUUACUGAUUUAUAUCUAUCAAAGAGUGAACGAUUAAGUACGCUCUUUCAGACUAUUUUUCUUUUUCU
Messenger RNA from Asparagus officinalis (garden asparagus), 1756 nucleotides. RefSeq names its product putative pentatricopeptide repeat-containing protein At1g26500. The transcript has a single exon. The record is from RefSeq and is a predicted model, not a curated record. Bases 169 to 1620 code for a protein of 483 amino acids. Lineage: Eukaryota; Viridiplantae; Streptophyta; Magnoliopsida; Asparagales; Asparagaceae. Gene Ontology annotation, molecular function: protein binding.